AUGGAAGUCGACACAAUUGACGAGCCCAUCACCAAGCUGCGUGAAAAUGGCGCCCUUGCUGUGGGAAAGCCGCGAAUGGAGCUCAUGCCCAGGCAUGAGAGAGAAAAGCUUCGCCGCAUACGAGAAGCUCACAAAGCGUACGGUCGUGGUAAGAAGAUCAACACCAAGAAUAUCAAAGAUAAGAAACUGCGAAGCAACAUGAAGCGACUGGAGGACAAGUACCAAGAUGCCGCAAUCAAGGCCAAGGACGCCGAGAUAUUGCUUGAAAAUACGGCUGGCUUUCUCGAGGCCGAAGGCGAGAUGGAACGCACGUUCAAGGUUCGACAAGAAGACAUUGUUUCCGACAUUGGAGUGGCGACGGCACAAAAGCGCUUCGACUUGAAACUUGAUGCUCUUGGUCCUUAUAUCUGCGACUACACCAGGAACGGCCGGGAACUGCUGCUGGCUGGGCGGAAGGGCCACGUCGCGACCAUGGAUUGGCGGGAGGGCAAGCUUGGUUGCGAAUUACAGUUGGGAGAGACUAUUCGAGAUAUCAAGUGGCUGCACAAUAACCAGUAUUUUGCAGUUGCGCAAAAGAAGCAUGUCUACAUCUACGACAGGAAUGGCGUGGAGCUGCAUAAUUUGAGGAAGCACAAUGAGGUGACUCAUAUGGAAUUUCUGCCAUACCACUUCCUGCUGGCGACGAUUAACACCGGUGGUGUAAUUAAAUAUCAGGACACUUCGACCGGUCAGCUCGUGGCUGAAAUGCCCUCACGACUAGGACAGCCCGUGUCCAUGGCACACAAUCCCUACAACGCCGUACUUCACGUCGGACACCAAAAUGGCACCGUCACAUUAUGGUCACCCAAUGCACAAGACCCGCUGGUCAAGCUUCUUGCACACCGCGGCCCCGUUCGAUCACUAGCAAUGGAUCGAGAAGGCCGCUACAUGGUGUCCACGGGACAAGACCUCAAGAUGGCAGUGUGGGACAUUAGAAUGUUCAAGGAAGUCAACAACUACUACACCCGCCAGCCUGCCUCGUCGGUAGCCAUAUCAGACACCGGCCUCACAGCCGUCGGGUGGGGGACGCAAACCACCGUCUGGAAGGACCUCUUCAACAAGCACAGCGCCGUCCAGGAAAAGGUGAAUGCCCCCUACAUGACAUGGGGCGGCGAGGGGAAACGCAUUGAACGCGUGAGAUGGUGUCCCUUUGAAGAUAUCCUCGGCGUAAGCCACGACCAGGGCUUCUCGUCAAUCAUCAUCCCUGGCGCCGGCGAAGCCAACUUUGACGCACUCGAAGCGAACCCGUUCGAGACGGUCAAGCAGCGACAAGAAUCCGAAGUCAAGGGUCUCCUGAACAAGCUUUCACCCGAGAUGAUUGCUCUGGACCCCAACUUCAUCGGCAAUCUGGACUUGAGAUCCGACGCCCAAAGAAAGGCGGACAGGGAUCUGGACGCACCGGCUGUAGACAUCGCCGAGGAAAUCAGGAACAGGGCCCGAGGCAAGAAUGGCGCGUUGAAGAAGUACCUGCGGAAGCAGAGGAAGAAGAACGUCAUCGACGAGAAGAGGAUGCGGGUGGACGAGAUGUGGAACGAGCAGCAGAAGCUGAAGGACAAGAAGAGAAAGGAGGUGGAGGCGGAUCUGGGACCAGCCUUGUCAAGAUUUGCCAGAAAGGAUUGA
Molecule: messenger RNA, 1659 nt
Organism: Metarhizium brunneum ARSEF 3297
Lineage: Eukaryota; Fungi; Ascomycota; Sordariomycetes; Hypocreales; Clavicipitaceae
Biological process (GO): maturation of SSU-rRNA from tricistronic rRNA transcript (SSU-rRNA, 5.8S rRNA, LSU-rRNA)
Cellular component (GO): small-subunit processome; 90S preribosome; nucleolus
Molecular function (GO): protein binding
Source: RefSeq, a predicted model, not a curated record